Molecule: messenger RNA, 1320 nt
Organism: Alternaria arborescens
Lineage: Eukaryota; Fungi; Ascomycota; Dothideomycetes; Pleosporales; Pleosporaceae
Exons: 1
Coding region: 1-1320 (439 amino acids)
Biological process (GO): 7-methylguanosine mRNA capping; polynucleotide 5' dephosphorylation
Cellular component (GO): mRNA capping enzyme complex
Molecular function (GO): polynucleotide 5'-phosphatase activity
Source: RefSeq, a predicted model, not a curated record
AUGGACAUAUCUGCGCUAGUAAAUCACGAUGGGGAAGCCUCGGUGCUACCGCGCCGUUCACUCUCCAAUCCCCAAUCACUCUUCUCAUCCUCCCCCGUCACUCCCGCCGCAAAGAUACCGACGCCUAAACCCAGCCAGAAGCAGAUGUCGCUCAAGCGGAAGCGCCAUGACCCCAAGCCGAUAUGGGCCUAUCGUGAAGGCGAAGAACUCCCGCCUGAGCUCAAGCAGCUGCAAGAGCAACAACGCCAACAAUCACGUCCGCCUCCACCUGUCAUAGCCCAGCCGCAGCCGCAUGCGCAAGCUAUACCAUCGCAUCACCCGCCGCCUCGACCUCAACCUUCACCCAACGCCGAGCGCAACGGACACGCGCCGAGCGAAACUGGCGCGCCUCCCCCAGCAGUCGGUGCUCCCGGACUCGCGGGCUUCGAGCGACCCAUCUCAGACGAUGCGCAAAUCUACGAUGACGUCUCGCGUAACGUAUGCGACUUCAUAUGGAACACGGCUGUCAACAACGAAACAGUGCGCAACGCCAUCGUGGAUCCAAAGGUGCAGCUCGAGGUCGAAGCACGCUGGGGUCAGAUCCUCGAGAAAACGACGAACCAGCGAAUACGCGGCUUCUGGCGCACCGAAACCGUAAUAAACACCGAGAUGCUAGAAGUCAAGUUCGAGAGCACUAUGACUGUUCAACAACACAAGCGUAUGAACAUGUACCUCAACACGCAGGUCCAACAUUCCAAGACAUCUGGAGGUUCACGUCCCGCGAUCGACUAUAGACAUACCUACGAGACGGACAUUUUUUAUGAACUCGACCAGGACGGCUUCUCCAAGUUGAACCCUAUAGUCCAGCGCCUCAUUAGCGCAUCUGGAAGCCGACAGAAAGUCCGUGUGACGCGCGACAUGAAGACGGGCGAGUUCCUACGAGCCAUCAUAAAACACCGGAUAGGCAACCUCGAAGUCAGCUCUCCCAAGACGGAAUGGGAUUACCGCAUCGGCAUCAACCUCGAAAUCGACUUUCCGGGUCCGAUCGAGAGCCUCAAGCCCGCUCUGGAAGGAGGCAAGACACUGGAGAGUAUGCAGCGGCAAAAGGAUCGCAUGUCGUACUCGUGGCUGGGCGCGUACCAAGUCGAUCUGACCCAGGUCACGCAAGGAACCAGCAAGAACCACGAGCUAGAGCUCGAACUGGACUCUGGUGUUCUCAUCGCAGAGGCGGACAAAGUGAGGCGGAAGGAGGUGACCAAGUUUGAGAGCUUGAUCAACGGUAUGAUGAAUAAUCUGCGGGUUCUGUCGCGUGAAAUCACGCCUCCUGUUCCCGGUGCGUAG